Messenger RNA from Durio zibethinus, 1848 nucleotides. Its product is annotated as aspartate aminotransferase 3, chloroplastic-like. Gene Ontology annotation, molecular function: L-aspartate:2-oxoglutarate transaminase activity; pyridoxal phosphate binding. The record is from RefSeq and is a predicted model, not a curated record. Lineage: Eukaryota; Viridiplantae; Streptophyta; Magnoliopsida; Malvales; Malvaceae. Gene Ontology annotation, cellular component: mitochondrion. Gene Ontology annotation, biological process: amino acid metabolic process; biosynthetic process.
AUUCCAAGAAAAGACAAAAAAAAAACCGUCGCAAAAAGUGCACCACUGAGAAAAGCACGAGCGUCAAAGAAACCAACCAAAGAAUCUCAGGUAAUAAGAAACAAAAAAAAUAAAAUCUCCUUUCUCUGAUUCUGCUGUCGAAGUUCCAGUAAAACCAUAGGAAAGAAAAAAAAAAAAAAAGCUCUUCCAUUUCUCCCAAAGGCAAUGGAUUCGGUGUUUGCCGCCAUUGUUCAAGCUCAAGAUCCCAUUCUAGGGGUUACUGUUGCUUAUAACAAGGAUCCCAGCCCGAUCAAGUUGAAUUUAGGCGUUGGUGCUUACAGAACUGAGGAGGGAAAACCUUUAGUUCUCAAAGUAGUUCGGAAAGCGGAACAGCUUCUUGUUAAUGACCAGUCAAGAGUCAAAGUAUAUCUGCCUAUUCUUGGUCUUGGAGAGUUCAAUAAAUUGAGUGCUAAGCUCAUUCUUGGUGAUGACAGUCCUGCUAUUCGAGAGAACAGAGUGGCUACUACUCAGUGCUUGCCUGGUAGUGGUUCCUUGAGGGUUGGAGCUGAGUUUCUAGCAAAGCAUUACCACCUACAUACCAUAUACAUUCCAUUUCCAUCAUUGGGAGACCAUUUGAAAGUUUUCACAAUGGGAGGGUUGUCAGUGAAGACUUACCACUACUAUGAUCCAACAACUCGUGGGCUCAAUUUCCAAGGCUUGCUAGAAGAUCUUAGCGCAGCACCAGCUGGAGCUUUAGUUCUUCUUCAUGCUUGUGCUCAUAACCCGACUGGUGUUGACCCAACUGUUGAGCAAUGGGAACAGAUCCGGCAGUUGAUAAGAUCUAAAGGGUUAUUGCCUUUCUUUGACAGUGCUUACCAGGGGUUCGCAAGUGGUAGCUUAGAUGCAGAUGCACAGCCUGUUCGCAUGUUUGUUGCUGAUGGUGGAGAAUGCUUUAUAGCUCAGAGUUAUGCAAAAAACAUGGGACUUUAUGGGGAGCAUGUUGGUGCUCUCGGCAUUGUAAUGGCUGAUGUUGCAAGCGGGGUUGAGAGCCAGUUGAAGCUUGUAAUUAGGCCUAUGUAUUCAAGUCCACCUAUUCAUGGUGCGUCAAUUGCAGCCACCAUUCUCAAGAAUAGUGAUAUGUAUAAUGAGUGGAAGAUUGAAGUGAAAGCAAUGGCAGACCGAAUCAUUAGCAUGCGCAAACAACUAUUUGACGCUUUAAGCACUAGAGGCACUCCAGGUGAUUGGAGUCACAUUAUCAAGCAGAUUGGAAUGUUUACUUUCACAGGGUUAAACAGCGAUCAAGUUGCAUUUAUGACCAAAGAAUACUACAUUUACAUGACAUCUGAUGGGAGGAUUAGCAUGGCAGGUCUUAGUUCCAAGACCGUCCCUCAUCUAGCCGGUGCUAUACAUGCUGCAGUCACUCGUGCCUGUUAGAAAAGAAUUUGAAAAUUGUGUGGCAAGGAUUUUUGGUUCUUAGUCCAUCUGUGUGAAAACUUUUUUCCCCAACUCUUUAGAUCAAAUAAGAUUUUCCUUAAUAAACACUUCACUCGAAUGCAAGUUCGAUUUGAAAAUCUUUCUGAAGGGUUACCGUACUUAAUUGCAGCAAAUCAAUAUACACUGAAAUCACUCGAAUAAUUGUUUUUUAGUUUUUUUUUUUUUUUCGCUCAAAUAAUUGUAAGAUGUUUAAUUAUGUUUCUUAAAGACAUCUGGUUCCUUUCGUGUUCGAACAACCUAGAAAAAUCAUCUCUAACCUUCUAACUCCCAACUUUAUGCUGAUGUGAUAAUUGAUGCUGAAAAAUUUUUGAAAACUAAAAUCCAACUUCUUUUAUAGGGCUUGUCAUUGUGAAUCUUUCUUUGCUGUUUGUGAAA